GCCAUCUUCCCAUCCCAGCAACGGCUAACAACAUCGAGCCUGGCUCGGCGCAUUAUCACCGCGGGAGAAGGGCGAAGUAACAUCUUUAUUCAACGAUACAACUGAUUUAGUUUUGGUUUACACACAACACAGUGAAAAUCUAAAGCAUUCGUGGGGUUAUUAAGCCAUCGUUAGCCUAACGUUGGUUUCGGUUAGUGCUUGUAUAAAACGGGCAGUUAGGACGACUUCACCGCCGAGAAGAAAUGGUUCAGCCCGGUGACGUAUUUCCCUUUUCCGCUUAGAUAAUGCCAUUUUGGUAGGCCUCGCUUGGUGGUUUCAGUUUUCGCCUCGUGGAAAAGAAAAAUAUUACAAGUUGUUCUAUUACAUACUUUUCACUUUUGUAGAAAAAAAACAAGCGCUCGGUUGAAGUUGUUCUAGUCCGGUCGCUAUUUUACAUAGAGUGUUUUUGUUAGAAUAGUUAACGUGGGACGUACGCAUUUUUCAUUGCGCGGCACAGUUGAACGGUCCAGUGUUGACGACACGGCUGCCAGCGAACAAAGGAAAACUAAGGUCGAUACACUUUCAUCAGUGCAGCCGAAGGGGAAAUAUUAUUUAUGAAGUGAUUUAACAUCGAAGCUUGUUUCGCGUCAUUUUUCUAUCAUAAUUUGGCUUUAGACGUGCUUCCAUCCAGGUUCUACAGACCAAAUUAGCCGUAUUCAUUCAGUCUUGUCAUCGACGUCGGCUAGUGUUAGCCGAUUGUGGACAGUCAGUUAGCGAACUACAAACUUCAGCUUUGUUUUGGUACGAGCAGGAAAAUGGCCGAAGUGUACAUUAAAGUGGCAGAGGAGGAAAACGAAGAGCCUAUGGAAAUCCCCUCCGAAGAUGAUGGCACCGUUCUGCUUUCGACCGUGGCGGCUCAGUUUCCAGGAGCGUGUGGCCUGCGGUUCAGGAGCCCCGUGUCUCAGUGCAUGCGUGGAGUGCGUCUCGUUGAAGGUGUUCUGCACGCGCCGGAGAACGGAUGGGGGAAUGUCGUGUACGUGGUGAACUAUCCAAAAGGUAAACACGAGAUUUUAUCGUCGUGCGAAUAAGAGUUUUUAUCCAAACAGGUGACCAGAUGUAAGGUUAUUUAUAAUUCAUGAUGGAGCUUUUAGUGCUCUGAAAAUAGGACUGACGUGACGCGUUUUGUUUACGCCCUCAUAUUCAUGCCAUUAAAAGGGAAGGCAGGAGAAAUUGAUUUAAUGCACUCCUUAAUAUCCAAGUAGUCUGUAUGAAGUUAUAAAAGUAAUGGCUUAUGUGCAAUUAGAUGGCAAAAAUGUGACAUAAGUAAGCUUUAAAGGUACAUUUGCCACCAACCUACUCUUAAGUAUCUUAAAAUGAUCCUAUUUAUAAAACUUAAAAAAGUAUUGAUCUUUGUUAUCCUGCUCUGGUUUGGUUAUUAGUUACAACUGUCAUUUGAAAUGGCAGGGAAACUCAUUACACAGCUGUCAGUCCGAUUAUUAUUAUUAUAACCUUUAUUUAACCUGGUUUGUCCCAUUGAGAUCUUUGGCAGCACAUAUAGUUUCAGUACAGAAUCACAUUAACCCUCACAUACUGUUCAAAUCUUGUAUCCUCACAGUAUGUUCCGGGUCAAACUUAAUCCAGCCCAAGAAUUGCCCAUGUAGCAGGUAUUUUCACCAAAGUUCUAACCCCAAAACCCUUUUAUAAUGUUUAAAUGACCUGUGCUACUUCUAAAAAUUGUUUAUUUGUCCUUCUUAAAUGUUUCAAAGAGCAGUUUUAACACCACUCAUUUUUAGUGAAAUAUAUAUUUUGGAGAAGAAUAUCUAUUACACAGGAGAAUGUCAUGUCAUACCAUGUAAGAAAUAAAAGAAUAUAAAAGUCAUAAUGAGAAAAUUUGAUAAUUUAUUGAACAACAAACUUUAUAUUGAACACUCUUCUUACUGCUUGUCACUUGUCCUACACUGGUAGAUCUAAAAUACAUCUAAAUAGAUGCAGGUCAAAUUUGACCUGUAACAGCCCCAUAGGGAGAAAAUGUGUAGCACAUCCACAAAAAUACACAUGAAUAUUUUUUAAUUAAUUUCAUGUAUUUUGGGCCACAUCAGGAAAAGUCAUCAAGUUUCAGGCUUAAAGAAUGACAUAUGGGUUAAUCAUAUACAUUACAAAGAACACAGAUAAUAAUUGAAUUUUCAAAAUUAGUAAUAGAAUUUAUCAUGGUUUCGAAUACAUUCAGGGAUACCAGACUUUACCAGUUUCAGGUCUGAUUGCAAGAUGUUUCAUGUACUCGGAGCAGAAAAUCUAAAAGCUUUCUUACCCAUUUCUGUUCUGACCUUAGGAAGAGUAAAAUGAUAAAGGUCCUGGGAGCGAAACUGUAGCCCUAUUAUUCAAGAUUAAAAGGGAUGAUAAAUAACACAGAGUCAUCUGAGGAUCUUAAACCACAGCACACCUAAUUUAAAAACAUCUUUUGUUGUUCUUAUUCCAGACAACAAAAGGAAGAUGGAAGAAAUCGAUGCCUCUUCUGCCGUAAAAAUGAAGCGAGGGGACAUGAAGACGUCUGACCUGAUAGUCCUGGGUCUUCCUUGGAAAACAACUGAGCAGGACCUCAAAGACUACUUCAGCACGUUUGGAGAAGUCAUCAUGGUUCAGGUAUAACAUAAGCUUCAUUAGAUAUGAAUCAGUCUGGUUUCUUUGUGGUGACCCUGGACUGUCGAUGCUGAGUGUUUUUUCUUGUCUCUCAGGUAAAACGAGAUGCAAAGACGGGUAACUCUAAAGGAUUCGGCUUCGUGAGGUUUACAGAGUAUGAAGCUCAAGAAAAGGUCAUCUCUCAGCGCCAUAUGAUUGACGGAAGAUGGUGCGACUGCAAGCUCCCUAACUCGAAGGUGAAUAUGGUAAUGUCCAUGCGUAUACCCACACAUUAUGAGAAUAAACACUGUUCAAAUUGUUGACACACAUUGUCACUUGUAGUAUUAACCCCCUCCUCCUUUGUCUACAGCAAGGACCAGAUGAGCCUUUGAGGAGCCGAAAAGUGUUUGUUGGCCGAUGCACGGAAGAUAUGACCACUGACGACCUAAGGCAGUUCUUUAUGCAGUACGGAGAAGUCACAGAUGUCUUCAUCCCAAAGCCCUUCCGGGCUUUUGCCUUUGUCACAUUUGCAGAUGAUCAGGUAUGAUGCCUACUUUUAAACGUUUUUUUUUUUGUUUUUUUUUUUUUGGUGGUCAUUUUGCUCAGAUGACCUGACUCACGCUUUUUUCUUCACAGGUUGCCCAGUCUCUCUGUGGAGAGGACCUAAUAAUCAAAGGAGUCAGCGUUCACAUCUCAAAUGCUGAGCCCAAACAUGGCAAUAGGCAGUUUGACCGUACAGCCCGGUUUGGGAAUGGUUUUGGAGCUCAGGCAUUUGGUAGCAGCCGUAGCGGGUUAGGUAGCAGCACUAACAGUAGUUUGGCAAACUUUGGUUCCUUCAGUCUGAACCCCGCCAUGAUGGCUGCUGCUCAGGCUGCUCUGCAGAGUAGUUGGGGUAUGAUGGGUAUGCUGGCGAGCCAGCAGCAAACAUCGACCUCAGGCAGCACCUCCAGUGGAACAAGCUCAAGCAGGGACCAGAGUCAGUCUUUUAGUACAGGCAACAGCAACUAUGGCACUAGCUCUGCCAGCCUCGGCUGGGGAACAGGGUCAAACUCUACUACAAGUGGAAGUGGGUUUAGCUCAGGUUUUGGGUCGAGUAUGGAGUCAAAGUCGUCUGGGUGGGGUAUGUAAGUUAAUGUUUGUAUGGUAAGUAUUGUGAAAAAGAUGAGUCUUUUCAAAGUUUAUUUCUGGUGUUGAUGCGUAUCUGAAAACUUAACACUUUUGUGGAAGAUGUUUUGUACAUUUGGAAAAAAAUGCUAAAGAUUUAAUUUAGAAAGCGUCAAAUUGAGUUGUUUACCAGGAUGUCUGACUAAAGUGCUAUAUUUGAUGUCUCAUUUGUUUGUAUCCAUUUCAACUGGAUUCUCUAAUGCAUGUAUUGUGAAAUGUGAUAUAACCAUUUUGAAAAUGCAUGAAUGUUUGUGGUCCACCAUUAUCCGGCUUUGUCAUCGACCCAAAAGGCAAUCUUGCAUUGAGAAGAAUCUGGUUGAAACCUAAAUGUUUUUUAAGUGCAACUUUAUUUGCAGUCAAGUUCUGUGGAAAAGCCUUCAUUGAAAUCUCUUCUGCAGUUCACCUCUCUUCCAUUUUCCUGUGAGGAAGCUCCUCUUUGGCAGCAUUCUUGGGGUGAUAUCGGUAUCAAUCUCCCUCUUCCCACCUGUAAAUGCUAUGCCAUCAAAGAACGGCUUCACAACGCAUGUUCUAAGAGACGGUGGGUGUUUUCACUUUUAUCCACUUUUAAAUGGAAAGAACUGCGCAACUGACAUUUUAAGAACUGAUGAGUGCGAUUGAGGAUGGCUUGUGGCGAAGAGUGAAGCGAUGAGUGAGCGAACGGAGAGAGACGCGUGAAACGGACUGGUUGUGCAGUGAAAGAGCCCAAUUUGACUGCUUUUUGAGUGUGUGAGUGGAAGCUGCAGAUGCUACGAGCGCCUCUCCUAACAUGGACAUUCUUUAAUUAGUACUUCAAGAUAUUUUUUUUGUUUGUUUUUUUAAUCUUUGCAAGUUUUUCCUUACUCUUAAGUAUGUCGAUCAAGUGCAGAAAUAUCAAAAUGUGGUGGAAUGUUGUGAUGAAUAUUUGUAUUGCUUAUAUUAUCUGAUUUGAAUGCUGUAUGGUGUGCGCUUUCAUGUUAUUGAACUGAUCUGUAAGUGUGUUCUUGAUGUGGAUGACACCUGCUGAAGACUCUGGGGGACGCGAGUGAUAGUGUGAGAACGUGGAGGUGUGUGUCCAAUGGUUCCCAGUAGCUCUUGUUGUUUUGGGGUGUUUAUAAAAAAAUGUCAAAUGAAGGGAGUUCUCUAAUAAAGUUCAUUUGAAUAGAUGCUUAGUUGAUACUACUUGAGUCAAUUUGUCAAAUAAAAAAACAUCUAAUUCGAUUCACAUAUCUAGGGACCUUGGGCUCUGCUGGUCGAGGUCUCCGUUUGAACCCUGACUGAAGGAUGAAGAUGGAAGUACCAACACUUUGAGUGUGUGGCCUUCUCAGUCAUGACAUGGGGUAGUACCUGUCUUUUUGCUGCUUUUGAUGGCUUUUAGAGUGAAUUAUCCCUUUCUGAUCAUUCACAGCUAGUUUUGAAGUUAGAGGGAAGUUUUUGUCUUAGUCCAAAUUUCAGAUACAUGAGCAUAGCGAUCGCAUCUGUUCUCAUCUCUUUGUUGCUGCAAAUUUUGGUGACAUUACAGAGGUGUCAAGAUGGCCUUAAACACCCGCUGGCCACUUUAACAGGAUCACCUGUAUUAUCUCUUACAAUUUAGCUGUUUGAUGUUUUCAUUGAGGGCUCUGCUGUAUGUUACAAGUCACAGUGUUUAGUGCCUGAUGAAAAUUCUUGUUAAAACAGUCACCUGAUUGGUGCCUGAACAAGACUAUACCUGCAGGAGACCUUCAGCAACUACAGAAGUGUUAGUAUAUUUGUGAUUAACAUUUACAGUUACUCUAGGAUUUACCCUAGAGUGAUUGUCAUGUAACUAAAUAAUGUAACCUAGAAUGAAGUUAAAUGAGAAAUCAGACUAAAAUGUUAGCUGAAAGUAUCAGAGUGUAGUUAAAAAAUCUAUAGCAGACAUGUAAGAGUGCACAGGUGGUGCUGGUAAAGUGGCAAAGGAGUGUUCUUUAUGGUAAGUGCUUAAAACAUCAGAUCAUUUUGGUGAACAGUGGCAGGCAUAUUAGCUUUUCCAGUGUAGUCUUUUGGUCAGUGUAAUUUUGUGCAUAAAAUAAUGAAAUUGAACAUUUUGUAGUUAGUAAAAUCAGUGUUAAAUCCACCAUAAUUUGACAUUAGACCAGCAGGUCCUAGAGCAGAUGAAACUUGGAAUUAAGUAUACUCAAAAUCAUUGUGAUAGGAAAUGAGCUGUCACUUUUAUUUACAGUGUUUGAUUCAUAUAUAUUAACAAUCAUGGCACUUUAUUAAACUCAUUGUGAUGUACUGGUCUGCUUUUAUGUUGAUUUGAAUGUUUGGCCGAAGCGAGGCACUGCAGGCCUGCUAGUGUCUUGUCGUUAUUCUCUGCUUUCAUCUUCAGUGUCUCUGCUUUUCCUCUUCCCGGUAUUCUUCUUUUUUAAAUUCUUCUGCUCCUGGUUCAGUUCUUCACUUUUAUUUUGUAUGUAGAUGGACUGAAAUAAAUAAAAGCAAAUUAAACAUUACUCUUGUGUUUUCUGUAGAUUAUAUAAUACAUGUACGUGGUUCAAGUGCAGCAUAUGAUUGGUGUGAAAUGUGUUUGUGUGACUAGAGAGACUGGUACGGUAUGUUUGUUUGACUUCAACUUGUGUGAUUUAUUGACAUAGUGCUGUGUAAUGUAGUUCAGGCUACAGGCUGGAAAAAACUCACUAAUGCAGUGCUGCGGCGGGCCAAGAGCUUCACAUCAUCUGGAGACACUGUGGAUCUUUUGGCAUGUCUGAAACAAACGGGGAAAAUAUAAAAGAUGUAUUUGAAAAGUUCAAGAGACAAUACUAGUUCUACUACUAAAAACAAAGGACACUAAAGGUUAUUUUAGCUUUUAAUUUGGCAACAAAAAUGUUGAUCAUUACCUUGCAAAAGCCUCCAGGUCUCUGGCAAAAAUAUCUGUAAAUAAUAAGGGUCAACUGUGAGAUGGUAAGUUUGAUCUAGGCAACUACAACACUGAUGUAGCCUAAAUAAGGAUCGAAAUAUACUGCUCCUUUGCAGUACCAUCUAUAUUUAUUCUACUACUUUUCAUAUGCACAAUACUCCAGCACUUUUUGUUUUGUAAAAAAAAUAUAUACUUUUUUAUACGUGUCAACUCAACCACCAGUGAUGCUGCUUGUGAGGCAUGUUUUCACUUGAUUCAUUUUUUUGGAUCAUAAUAAAUGUCAACAUGUUUGUAACAUUUCGUGUUUUUUUAUUUAACCAGGUCAAAUCCUAUUGUGAUCAUGAUCUCAUUUACAAGGGCGACCUGGCCAAGAGGUCAGCAGCACAUGCAUAAUAAAUGCAAUAGAUGUAACUGCAUUUAGGCUUGAUCAUGAAAUUUAAGAAAAUUACAGAACCAUAUGGAUCAAGACAGUUUAUAAUUUAUCUAUAUGUAUGUAAAAGAUCAAAUCAGUUGUAAGUAUUUUUAUAAGCAGUCACUAACUUUUUGAUCUUAAAACUGUUUCCGUAUCAUCAGUCACUUUUUGUGUGUGUUUUUUUUUUUUUUAAUUUACCUGAUGAGACAGUAAUAAAAUGUGUUUAAGUGAA
This is a messenger RNA of Xyrichtys novacula (pearly razorfish), 7254 nucleotides long. NCBI's taxonomy places the organism in Eukaryota, Metazoa, Chordata, Actinopteri, Labriformes, Labridae. The record is from the annotation of a GenBank genome assembly.